AUGGUGGAUAACGCUUCGUUUGAGUUCUCCGAUGGAUCAAGCACGGAUGGCUCUUUGAAAUUGAAUGGGGAUGAAACAAAAGAUGGGCAGGUGGUGAAGCCGCUUUCGGGCUCGGCGCCGUCAGUGCGCGUGACGGCGCUCGCUGCGGCGGAAGACGACGCUGCGGACGGCAAGCCGCCCAGCAAGUCGCGGCAAAAGAAAUUUCAACGACAUUUUCCGCAGGUCGGGCCGGAUGAGCGCGUGCUCAAUUAUUACGCUUGCGCUCUAGUGGGUGACCUCCUCCUGCAGGGUCACCUUUAUAUUACGAAGAACUAUUUUGCGUUCUAUUCCAACGUGUUCGGAUACGUGACCAAGCUGCUGAUCCCGACGACGUCGGUGCUGCGCAUCACGAAGGAGAAGGUGGCGCGAAUCAUUCCGAACGCGGUGGGCGUGUGCACGCGCGACGAGCGGCACGUGUUCGGCUCGCUGCUGUCGCGCGACUCCACCUACAAGCUCAUGACGCACGUGUGGAAGGCCGCGCGCGUGCCCGAGCUCGCCGUGCCCCCGCCCAAGGAGCUGCGUGCGUCGGAAGUGGAGCUCGAGGCGUCGGAGUACUCGCCUGAAGACGACAGCAGUUCCGGCGCCGACCACGUGGACGCGCCCGCGCCGCGACACCGCAACAUUGUCCAACCGCUCCGCUCCACCGGCGGCGAGGGUGUGGGUGUGAGCGCGGCGGUGCUGCAGCCGGCGCUGCUGACGGGUGGCGCGGGGGCGGGGGCGGGCGCGCGCUCCCCGCCGCGCUACUGGCGCACGCUACUUGCACUCGCGGCUGCGCUGCUCGCGCUCUCCGCCGCGCUGCUCGCGUAUCGCCUAUUGCGUCUUGCUCACACACAGGAAGAGGCAAAAAAUAUGUCCGGAGAGCAGCUUUACGCCGAGCUGGUGCAAUGGCGGUCGCGUCUGCACGGCCGGGCGGCCGACGAACUGCACGCCUUCCUCACCACCAAUCUUCUUCUCCUCGCUAAGGUGCGGCAAUCACUAGAAGCUCUGUCGGGUGUAAUCCUGACAGACAUGGGCCAUGGAACAGCGAACGUCGACGUGCCGAACGAAGCAGCCUUCAGUUAG
Parnassius apollo (apollo) is the source of this 1101-nucleotide messenger RNA. NCBI's taxonomy places the organism in Eukaryota, Metazoa, Arthropoda, Insecta, Lepidoptera, Papilionidae. The record is from the annotation of a GenBank genome assembly.